This is a messenger RNA of Schistosoma spindalis, 3422 nucleotides long. NCBI's taxonomy places the organism in Eukaryota, Metazoa, Platyhelminthes, Trematoda, Strigeidida, Schistosomatidae. The record is from the annotation of a GenBank genome assembly.
AAUGAACUGAGUACAAGUGGUGUUUUCAAAUAUACAUAUGUUUCUUGUGGUUUGCGCGGACACCACAUAUUUCUUCAGUAAUGGCACAAGGGUCUCCGACAGAUAAUGGAGCCUGGAGAUGGGUUGUUGUUUUUGGUGCAUUCAUUUCGCACUUCAUAACUUGUGGCUUUGAGAAGGGAUAUUCGAUCAUUUAUGUCGAAAUCAUACGAGUAUACGGUACAAGUGCUGCGAUGGCAGCAAGUCUCGGAGGUUUCGCAUCAGCAGUUCGUUUACUAUUAGCCCCCUUGUCGGUUUCAUUGAGUAAUAUUUAUUCUGAACAGAAAGUAGUAAUGGCAGGUGGGAUACUAACAUUUUUGGGUCUGCUCAUAUCAGCAUUAAGUGACCAUUUCGCCUUUGUUUUUAUCGGAUAUGGAGUCAUAUUUGGUUUCGGAUUAACUCUCACAUUUACACCCUCACUAAUCAUAUGUACAUAUUACUUUCACGAACGCCGCGCUACCGCUCUUAGUCUUUCUCUAGCUGGAUGUGGCUUUGCCACAAUGAUUUUGCCGUAUUUUUUCUACUACUUGAUUUCUCAAUAUGGACUUUCCGGAGCUCUGAUAAUGCUUUCUGCGUUCAGUUUGCAUUAUUGUGUUGCUGGUGCUUUAUACUUCAAAAAGGACUUCGUAAAAGAGACUGCUGAAUCCAAAUUUGACUCCGAGAAUGACAAGUUGACUUUGCGCUCACGAGUUUUUAGGUAUCUCCGCCUGCUACUGAAGAUCAAGAUCGCAUCUGGAGUAUGGGUAAAGCUAUUUUUAUUUUCAUUCAUCUUGAACAUGAUGGGCUCAGGCCCAGUUACAACCCUAUUAAUCGAUUAUUCGAAGCAGCUAGGGGUUAUCGGCGCUCAGUCAGUACAAUUACUUGCUAUUGAAGGUACAGUACAGUUGGUGAUGCGGAUAGCUCUGGGAUUCAUUUUCGAUUACCGUUUCAUAAAACCUCAUCGAGGUCUUAUAUGGACUGGGGGAAUAGCAUUUUCUUCCGUAAUAAUUAUCUUCAUUGCAUUUGCCUCCCAAUUGAAGUAUUUGUCUGCUCUUAUGUUUUUGCGAGGGUUAUUUUUGGCUCUUUAUAUCUCACAGCAAGCUGUAGUUUUAUCGGAUUUAUGUGAAGGGCAACCAGAAACAACGAGUCAAACAAUUGCCAUUGCACAAAUCUGCAAAGGAUUAGGAACGUUGAUUGGAUCUUACUUUUCUGGUCUAAUCAAAGAUUAUACUGAAGAUUAUCGUCCUGCCUUUAUUUUCCUUGGUAUAAUGCAAUUCAUUGGUUUUAUCACAGCGAUUACUUCUAUUAUUUUGGCGCGAAUAAAUUUACGCAAAGAAAAAAGUUUACUUGCUGUUGACAAUUUAUUAUCUAAUACUAGUGUUGCAAAUGUUUCAGAAGUUUCAUUAUCACAACCAGUGUUAAAUGAAAAUACAACCUCAAAUAAUAAUCAACUUAGUCCUUCUUCAUCUCCUCUCUUUAUCCACAAGGAGAUUAAUGAAACAAGUACACUUCAAAAUCCUAAAAUAUGAUUAUUUUUUUGUAAUAACAUGUCUUCACUUCUUACACUAUUCAAGAUGGAGUAAUCAUUAUCAACCUAAAACAGAUCUGUAUAUGUAUAUAAAAAUUUUAUUUCUGUUUUUGAUAGACUGUUGUGUCAACUUUAUAGAUUAUACAGCGUAUUUCUUCAUUUCCAAAUGCUUUUCUUACACUAUUACUCAACUAUUUGCUUAUUAUCUUUUUUUAUUUUCUCAUACCCGGUUAUCUUUAACCGAUCGUACCAUAUGUAUAUAUCCCUUAAUUUAUCGACAAAUCAACCAAUAAACAAUCCGAGUAAUUUUUCUUAUGAUGAACUAUCGUGUAACUAUUCAUUUCACUGACUUUGGUUAUUCUUUCAGAUGUAAAAUUUUACCAGAUGCAGUAACUGUACUGCUAAAAAACACUAAUCUAUUGACAAUUGGUGUCUGCUUUUUCAUUAAAAGGUUAGUAUAUUAGGCAGCGUUUCGCUAUCUAUUACCUCAAGCAUGUAAAAUAUGGACUAGCACUACGUAGAGAUUAUUACGUUGUCAACUUUUAUCGACUGAGGUGACGAUGAUGUAUGCUACGUACGUCUACUGAGAUGCUCUUUCUUGACUAGCCUAGGAGCAUCUUGUAAAGAGAUUUAAAGGUGGUCACUUCGUAGUAACGAUUCCAGUCUAAAAAGUCACUGAAGACCAUCAUGAACUGUGUUUAGAAGAGAAAGCACUCCUUGUGGUGUCAGCUAGCUAAUCGUAAUCUAUAUUUGGUAGCUUUAGGUAAUAUGGCUCAUAAUUGAGGCGCGACUGAGGUUUCGAGGGAACUGAUGUUUCCGUUGAGUUUAGAAAACUUUCACAGUCAAACUUUACUACUAAGUUACGAAUAAUUCCUUAAUUAAUCCAAAAUAGAAUGUAACCCAAGUCUAUGAGUUUCAGCCGUUCACUCCUAACCACCUGAUAGUAAACAAAGUUCAUUUAAUAUCGAAUUAUUUAGAUUAGUGACUACACUGCAGUAUAGUUAAUAGAACUUCAUCAAUACUAGGAGUUAUACGCUACGACAUUGGUUAUUAAUCAAUGAUCAAUUAGUUCCCAUUCUCAGGUUUAUAAACUUAGUUGCCAUUAUAAAAUUUAAGUUGUCCUUAUAUAUGCCAAAACAAUUUAUUUUCACUUGAAACCUGCUUUAAUAAUCCUUUAUCGUCUAAUAAUGCAUUAGGUGGUGUUGAAAUUUUUAUCCUCUUUAUAACACUAUUUCUCAUUCUGAUACUUCUUGUUAUUAAUUCAGCUAAACUUCGUCUGUUGUUCAUAUAAAAUACUAUCAAAAAUUCUAUUACACCAUUUUGAAUGCUUCUUUUAAAUACAAGAAUAUUAUUUUUUAGAUUGACUUCGUCUCCUUAUUACAUUACCUAGGCAUAUAAAAAAGACCACUUUUUAAUUUAAUUUGGAAUUGAGUCCUUUUCACAUUGUCUCCAAUUUUUAGCUAUUAGUUACAACCCUCUAUAAGAUUAAAGCGUACUACUCAUAACGACAUCUCUUGGCUACGGUGUCACAAAUGAUGUAAUUUAAUUAUUGCUAACUUUUGUUCUAGGGUUGCAAAAACUGAAUGAGCACUUCUAUCUAAUGAUUCUGCACUAAAAUUUUACUUAAGUCAUCUGUGACAGUUUUAUGCAUGCACGCCUAAACUAGUGUCUCUCAUUUCUAUUGAUCAACGUUGUACCGGCAGCGUUUACAAUCUUGUGUUCAGUGAAUUCAUUCCUGUAACCUUAAACAUUUAUGAAGUCACAUUUUCAAAGGUAAAUUUAUCAUAUACUUUUCGAAAAUAUCACGUUUAUUGCCAAUUCUAACUCAUGACAAUCUACUUAUUACAUAGCAGUUGACUGCAUUUAUAAAAUUUUUUUU